GUGUGAGAGCACAGAGGAAUACGAUUACGAUUACCUCAGCAUCAAUAAAACCUGGGUCCUCACGCCCAAGGCACAGGAGACUGAUGCCACACAGAUCCUCAACUCGCUGCUCAAGAACUAUGACAACAAGCUGAGGCCUGACAUUGGCAUCAAGCCCACCUUCAUUGAUGUGGAUAUCUACGUGAACAGCAUCGGGCCGGUGUCUGUCAUCCAGAUGGAAUACACCAUUGACAUCUUCUUUGCCCAGACGUGGUACGACCGGCGCCUGCGGUUCAACAGCACGCUCAAGGCUCUGACCCUGAACACCAACAUGGUGAGCCGCAUCUGGAUCCCUGACACCUUCUUCAGGAACUCCAAACGGGCUGAUUCCCACUGGAUAACCACUCCCAAUCAGCUCCUCCGCAUCUGGAAUGAUGGAAAAGUGCUCUACACUCUCAGGCUGACAAUCGAGGCUGAAUGUCUGCUCCAGCUGCAGAAUUUCCCAAUGGACACUCACUCCUGCCCUUUGGUUUUUUCCAGCUAUGGAUACCCUCGGGAGGAGAUCGUCUAUCGCUGGAGGCGCUACUCCAUCGAGGUGUCUGACCAGCGCACAUGGAGGCUCUACCAGUUCGACUUCACGGGGCUGAGGAACACCUCAGAAGUCCUCAGGACUGGGGCAGGGGAGUACAUGGUGAUGACAGUUUCUUUUGACCUGAGCAGACGUAUGGGUUACUUUGCCAUUCAGACCUACAUUCCCUGCAUCCUGACUGUUGUUCUUUCCUGGGUUUCCUUCUGGAUCAAGAGAGACUCUACGCCAGCCAGGACAUCUCUGGGUAUCACGACUGUGCUCACCAUGACCACCCUGAGCACCAUCUCCCGCAAGCACCUGCCCCGUGUUUCCUACAUCACUGCCAUGGACCUCUUCGUCUCCGUGUGCUUCAUCUUCGUCUUUGCUGCUCUCAUGGAGUACGCCACGCUCAACUACCUGGUGGGGAACAAGAAACCCCUGGAGCACAGCCACAGGAAAGCCAGGCUGCCACCUGCGGGUGCACAGGUGAUGCCGACCUUCACCGCCAUCAACAUCAACCACAUCAUGCACUGGCCCCCGGAGAUGGAGGAGGAUGACGAUGACGAGCCCGGCUCCCCGUGCCUGGAGGGGAAGGAGUGUGAGAGGUUCUUCUGCUGCAUCGAGGACUGUCAGACGGGGAUGUGGCGGGAGGGCCGGGUCCGCAUCCACAUAUCCCGCCUGGACUCCUACUCCCGCGUCUUCUUCCCCACCGCCUUCCUGCUCUUCAACAUCGUCUACUGGAUUGCCUAUCUGUAUCUCUAGCCCUCCUUUGUGCUCAGCUGGAACGGGCAGGGCACCAGCGAGAGGAGCUUCUCGAGGAGCAUAGAGAACAGCAUCUCUCCUGUUGUAGUCAGCUGUCAGUCUGAGCACCCCGACCUGGUGAUUCCCUCUCCCUGCUCUCUCAUCUCUUCUGAGAAGAACCAAACAGCUUUUUUUUUUUAGCCUUCUAACAUAUCUUUUUAGAGAAUCUACCCUUCCCCAGACAGCCCUCUCUCCAACACCACCAGCAUUGUACUCCUUGUAAAAUUACCCAAAAUUUCCAUCUCAAGCAUUAGGGAUUUUGUCAAAAAAAACCCCUUAAUGCAUUUCAUUUUUCCAUCCAGUCCUACUCUGAAAUUUCAAGGCAAGUGAUGGCAAAUGGAGUUUUCUGCAUAGUUAUUAAGACUGCAAAGGAAAUAAAAUACAUUUUACGACUUCUGCACCACUUCCACCAGAGCAGACUUUGUGGGGUGCCAGAAGCUCAGAAAGGUCAGGAGGAAAUAGUGUGGCCAAGGACAGCAGUGCAGCUCUCCCACAGUAGCUGGGCUUGGCUGAAACGUUCUGGGCCUGCCCAGACAUCUGAUGGUGGCACUGACGAGGAUGGAGUUGCUGCAAGCCUCCCCCAGCUCCCCACAGAGCAUCUCUGAAGCAUUCAUUCCUCACGGAUCACUCCAGGACACCCUCCCACUGAGGCACUGCUCAUUCCCACCCCACGGGGAUGGAAAGCAUUUCCAAGUUGGAAGGGCCCACCUGCCUCGCUGGAGCAGGCUCUUCAGGGCCCACGGUGACAUUUCUGAUGUGUGACCAGGACUCAGAACAGGCUCUGCAGUUGGGCAUAGCCAAAAGAGGGGGGAAGUCCUUGUGAGAAGGGCCAGAAGAAGCCUCCUGAGCCUGUAGUGAGGUAGUUCUCUCUGGGCUGUGAAUCACAGAGGGGCAGUGCUGUCCUGGCAGUGACACUCGCUGGUGCCAUCAGAUCUGUGCUGGCUGCUCGGUGCCAACCUGAGGAAGGGGUAUAGGAAAGGGAACACACAGCUUCCAGUGCAUUCCUGCUGCUCAGAUGUGUUCCUUUCUUUAUUUUAUUUUUUUCAUAAUUGCAUAAAACAAGAGUUUUCACUCUAACUGGAUGGCUCCUCCCAGUUGCCAUCAUCACUUGGCCUGUUUCCUCAUAAAAUCAGGAAAUGGAGUGAGUUGUCCUUGAUGGAUUUCAAGAAGGACAAGCGUAGUGAGAUGGUCCCAUCUGAAAGAGAUGAAGAAAUGCAUUACACAGUUUCAGCUGGGGAGAAACUGCAUAAUAAAGAAGAGGAAACUGAGGCCCAAGGUUCAUAAUGUGUCAACUGGUUGCCUCCCCAUUUACACCAGCUGCUGAUGUGGCCCACAGCAUGAUUGUGAGAAGCAGUGGGCCAUUAAUAGUUACUUACUAUGUAAAUUAGAAACAAAAAGAUCUUUUUUUGAAAAACAGCAUGUUUUAGAAAAAAAAUUAGGACUUAAAAGGCUUGUCAGGAAAAGGAAGCCAGCAUGGCUGCAGAGGAAAAGUUAGGAAAGGCUGGCUCACAGGACAGCUAACAGGGGCAGGAGGUUUUAUAUAUUCUUGGAGAGCAAUUUGGUCUGGUUUAAAGACGGAUUUUGACACUGUUAAAUUUGAUCUGAAUAAUGAAGUGUCAUGUUUAAUUCAUUCACAAAUGCAGCCUUACCUGGGUUCCAGAUGAACAGCUAGAGCAUCUUAUUAAGUAUACAAUAGUACAACACUCAGCUAAGUAUAACCUAAUGGGGUCAGACCAGCAGAGCUCUGAAAGGGGAAAUUGUGCCUGUCUAACCUGUUACAGUUCUUUUAAAAUACCAAGCAAGAGAUAAAGGUUACUCAGAAGCAUAAUUUGCUUAGCUACUCCGACAGCUUUUGAAAGGGAGGAAAGAAAUUGUGGCGGGCGGUUCUAACUGAGGAAAUUGAUUUAGCAAAAGAAUUAUUAAGGAGGUUCUAAUUAGAGGAAAUUAACUGAGGAGAGGGGGGAAAAAAAGAAUUGUUAAGGAGGCUCUAAUUAGAGGAAAUUAAUGUUUUAGAGAGAAAGACACAGAGAGGGAGAAGUCUAAGAAAAGAAUCAAAACAACUUGCAGACAAGGGAAGCUGCUGGGUGACAGUGCCGACUCCCAGCCAAGCUGGAUGAUGUUCUGCUCCCAGUAGCAAAGCGUUAUUAGAUGUAGCAACAGAAAAACCUCCUAUGACUCAGCCCUACACCGUCAGGGAGCUGGAUUAAACAGGGUCCUGUGAUCUCUUUGGGGAGCCAAAAGGAAAGAGCAUCCUGGAUUGGAAGUGGCUCACACGGCAGGCUCUGAGUGAAGCACGUCCUCACAUUUGGGCAGGCAGCUGUCGGGGCUGUGUGGGAGGGGACGCCCCGGUGGCAAACCAGGGUCUGUGCCAGAUCCCUCCCCAACAGGAUGGUGCCUUGAACGGUGUUCAGGCACUGGAGGCUGCGCUGAGCACAGGGAGCAAAGUGGGGAAGGGAAAAAUUAACAGCCCUGUGCGACAGAGCCCGAACAGCUGCAAUUUGCUGUGGCUUCGAAGCUCUUGGUGAACACAAAUGAUUGUCAUGGGCACUGGAGAACAGAGCUCAGCCCUGAGAGCAGCAACUUGUUGAAAUUAGACCUUUUACAAAAUCAGCCAGGAGAGAAACGGGGUGUACAAAAACCUAAGAGGACAAAGUAGACUUGAAAGAUUGUAAGAUUUCACCAAAAAAAGAUAAAGCCAACAUACACCUAGGUAAUUGAACCAAUGAUGGAGGAUUUGACAGAGGAAAAUAGUCUAGCGUGGGCUGGAGCACAAGGAAGCUGAUUACUAAGGCUGGGGAAGGAGGAGGGAGGGGGCUUUUUGGCUUAGGGAAGUCUGUGCCCAUCAUCCAUAGCACAAUAAAUAAAGGCAUGCACAAAUUCAAUCAUGUUUUUAAUUUUCUAUAGUAUCAAAAAAAAAGGGAAAAAAAAAAA
Zonotrichia albicollis (white-throated sparrow) is the source of this 4279-nucleotide messenger RNA. The record is from RefSeq and is a predicted model, not a curated record. NCBI's taxonomy places the organism in Eukaryota, Metazoa, Chordata, Aves, Passeriformes, Passerellidae.